AUGGACUCCCAAAGACAGACAAGGACAACACCAUUGUUGUCUUUAGGAAGAUUUCACAUUUCUGAAGAUUAUGGAUUUCUUCUUCCAAAUCCUCUGAAAGAACUUCCAGAUCAUUACAAGCCUUGGAUGGAAAUUGCCAGCAAACUUCCUUAUUUGAUUGAGAAACACCAGCUUCGAACUCAAGUGAAUAAACUGCCUCUCCUGGAUGGCCAGUUCCUCAAGGGUUACCGGGAGCAGCGCCUGGCCCACCUGGUUUUAAGCGUUAUUACGAUGGGGUAUGUCUGGCAGGAAGGAGAGAAACAGCCAGAAGAGGUUCUGCCUCAGAAUCUGGCCCUUCCCUUUGUUGAUGUCUCCAGGAGUUUGGGGCUUCCACCUAUUCUGGUCCACUCUGACUUGGUGUUGGCAAACUGGACUCUGAGGAAUCCUGAAAGACCUCUGGAAAUCAGUAACUUGGACACCAUUGUCUCAUUUCCUGGUGGAGAAAGCCUACGAGGCUUUGUGCUGGUGACUCUUUUGGUGGAGAAAGCGGCAAUACCUGGGAUUAAGGCAAUUGUUCAGGCAGUGAAUGCCAUCGUACAGCCCAACCAAGAUUCUCUGCUUCCAGCCCUGCAGCAACUGAGAUUGUCCAUUCAGGACAUCACCAGAACCUUAGGACAGAUGCAUGAUUAUGUAGAUCCAGACAUAUUUUAUGCAGUCAUCCGGAUCUUUCUCUCUGGAUGGAAAGAUAACCCAGCCAUGCCUAGGGGCUUGAUAUAUAAAGGAGUCUCCAAAGAGCCCCUGAAAUAUUCUGGAGGGAGUGCAGCUCAGAGCACAGUGCUUCAUGCCUUUGAUGAGCUCCUAGGCAUCCGUCACAGCAAGGAAAGUGCUGACUUUCUGCACAGGAUGAGGGAUUACAUGCCUCCUUCCCAUAAGGCCUUCGUAGAAGAAAUCCACUCAGCUCCAUCACUGAGGGACUACGUCCUGUCCUCUGGAGAUGGCCAACUUCUCACUGCCUACAACCAGUGUGUGGAGGCCCUGGCAGAGCUGCGAAACUAUCACAUCACUGUGGUAGCCAAAUACAUCAUCACCGCUGCAGUCAAAGCAAAGAGCAGAAGGUCAAGCCAUCUCUCAGGGCCACCUCAGGCCUUGGAAGACAGGGGCACUGGAGGAAGUUCAGUUCUGAGCUUCCUCAAGAGUGUCAGGGAUAAGACCUUAGAUGCAAUCCUCCACCAAAGUGUUUAAGAGAUGGCGAGAUGGCCUUCUUCCAGCAGUGCCAUUCUAGCAAAAACAGAUUUUCUUAUUCUCCCCCCCCCCCCCCUCUCCAAGGCAGGUGGGUCUACAAGGUGAGAGUCAGCUUUCUGUCUAAAAAAUCCAAAGAGAGGGCCCUCUCUGGUGGCACAGUGGGUUAAAGCACAGCGCUGAGAAGCUGAAGCCAUUGCAGCAUG
Messenger RNA from Condylura cristata (star-nosed mole), 1424 nucleotides. RefSeq names its product indoleamine 2,3-dioxygenase 2 (gene IDO2). Gene Ontology annotation, cellular component: cytoplasm. Bases 1 to 1221 code for a protein of 406 amino acids. The record is from RefSeq and is a predicted model, not a curated record. Lineage: Eukaryota; Metazoa; Chordata; Mammalia; Eulipotyphla; Talpidae. Gene Ontology annotation, molecular function: indoleamine 2,3-dioxygenase activity; heme binding; metal ion binding. Gene Ontology annotation, biological process: 'de novo' NAD+ biosynthetic process from L-tryptophan. The transcript is spliced from 10 exons.